Molecule: messenger RNA, 688 nt
Organism: Medicago truncatula (barrel medic)
Lineage: Eukaryota; Viridiplantae; Streptophyta; Magnoliopsida; Fabales; Fabaceae
Exons: 2
Coding region: 16-519 (167 amino acids)
Source: RefSeq, a predicted model, not a curated record
UGCAAUACAGAAUCAAUGGAGAUAAGCAAGUUCAGUUUUGAGAAGAAAAAAAUAGCUAUGAUUUCUUCAUUCUCUGCACCAUCAGAACCAGCACAAUACUAUUAUGGAUUGUCUGCACAAUACAAAGAGCAAUAUGAAUACCUUCAAAGCAUGAACUACAAUCUAGAGGUGCAACGCCCCAAGCUCAAGCCAGCUGAUCGACUAGUCUUUCACAUCAAUGUUCUAUCAUAUUCGGUUGAUUCUAACUCAGUUACACGCCUUAACACCUUAUUCCAUGAUUAUCAAGAAGUGAGCAGCAAAAGGUUCUUUCAAGAGGAUCAAGAAUGGAUUCGGUCUAUCUUGUUCCACCAAGACUUUCCCUCUGAAUCACUUGAGCAACUAGCACAAAGGCUCGUGCUCGAAGUUCAUGAAUUGUUUGAUUUCAAUGAGAAAUUAUUUGGUUCUAAUCUUGCUAGUGGAGUCGGAACUUCUAUUGCUCAUCAAUUCACUUUGCAUCUUACAAUUGUCGUGGAGAUAUAACUAGAUAUUAGUAAGCAUUAUUUUGCAAAUAAAAACUAUUACUUUUCUUCUCUUGAUCACACUAUUAAAGGCACAUGUUGAUUGAAUAUUAAUAUUUUGGCUUUCUUUAUAUGGUUAAACGUUAUAAUAUUUAUGCUUUGUUUAAUAUGGUUAAACAGUUAAUUACUAA